AGCAUGCCGUGCGAUAGCGGCGGCGCGGCGGGCGGAGCCGGGAGGCGGGGAAGCAGUGGCCUUGUGAGCGUGAGGAGCUGCCGCCACCGCCUGCUCCUCGUCGUCCUCGUCCUCCGGGGCCCCGGCGACGUGGGCCGCGCACGGCCCUGGAAGAGACGUCGCCUCCCCUUCAUCCGCCUCUCUCUCACCGCGCCGCUCCCGCCUCCUCGUCCUGUGCUGCGGGCUCAGGCGGAACCCGGAACGGCCGUCCUCUUCCCCCGCCCGCCGCCGCCUCCUCCUUCUCCUCCUUCUCGGCUUCCUCCUCAGCCCCGGGCCGGAGCGGGGUGUUGGCGGCGGCCGGUUCGGGUGGCGACUCGCGCUUCUCUCGGCGGCGGCGCUUGGCCAUGUCGUGUCGGGGAAGGUAAUGAGCCGCAGAGCCCCGGGGUCUCGGCUGAGCGGCGGCGGCGGCGGCACCAACGGCACCAACUAUUCGCGGAGCUGGAAUGACUGGCAACCCAGAACUGAUAGUGCAUCAGCCGACCCAGGUAAUUUAAAAUAUUCUUCAUCCAGAGAUAGAGGUGGUUCUUCCUCUUACGGACUGCAACCUUCAAAUUCAGCUGUGGUGUCUCGGCAAAGGCACGAUGAUACCAGAGUCCACGCUGACAUACAGAAUGCCGAAAAGGAGAGAUCGAUGUCUUAUUGUGAUGAGUCUCGACUGUCAAAUCUUCUUCGGAGGAUCACCCGGGAAAACAACCGAGACCGAAGAUUGGCUACUGUAAAGCAGUUGAAAGAAUUUAUUCAGCAACCAGAAAAUAAGCUGGUACUAGUUAAACAAUUGGAUAAUAUCUUGGCUGCUGUACAUGACGUGCUUAAUGAAAGUAGCAAAUUGCUUCAGGAGUUGAGACAGGAGGGAGCUUGCUGUCUCGGCCUUCUUUGUGCUUCUCUGAGCUAUGAGGCUGAGAAGAUCUUCAAGUGGAUUUUUAGCAAAUUUAGCUCAUCUGCAAAAGAUGAAGUUAAACUCCUCUACUUAUGUGCCGCCUACAAAGCACUAGAGACUGUAGGAGAAAAGAAAGCCUUUUCAUCUGUAAUGCAGCUUGUAAUAACCAGCCUGCAGUCAAUUCUUGAAAAUGUGGAUACACCAGAAUUGCUUUGCAGAUGUGUUAAGUGCAUUCUUUUGGUGGCUCGAUGUUACCCUCAUAUUUUCAGCACUAAUUUCAGGGAUACAGUUGGUAUAUUAGUUGGAUGGCAUAGAGAUCAUACUCAGAAACCUUCACUCACGCAGCAGGUAUCUGGGUGGUUGCAGAGUUUGGAGCCAUUUUGGGUAGCUGAUCUUGCAUUUUCUAUGCCUCUUGUUGGUCAGUUUCUAGAAGACAUGGAAGCAUAUGCUGAGGACCUCAGCCAUGUGGCCUCUGGGGAAUCAGUGGAUGAAGACGUCCCUCCUCCAUCAGUGUCAUUACCAAAGCUGGCUGCGCUUCUCCGGGUAUUUAGUACUGUGGUGAGGAGCAUUGGGGAACGCCUCAGCCCAAUUCGGGCCCUCCAAUUACUGAGGCAUACGUAACAGAUGUUCUGUACAGAGUAAUGAGAUGUGUGACGGCUGCAAACCAGGUGUUUUUUUCUGAGGCUGUGUUGACAGCUGCUAAUGAGUGUGUUGGUGUUUUGCUCGGCAGCUUGGAUCCUAGCAUGACUAUACAUUGUGACAUGGUCAUUACAUAUGGAUUAGACCAACUGGAGAAUUGCCAGACUUGUGGUACCGAUUAUAUCAUCUCAGUCUUGAAUUUACUCACGCUGGUUGUUGCUGUAGCCCGUGCUGUUUAUCAAGCAAUGCUCAGCUUGAAGAAUAUUCCUGUUUUGGAGACUGCCUAUAAGUUAAUAUUGGGAGAAAUGACUUGUGCCCUAAACAACCUCCUGCACAGUCUGCAACUUCCUGAGGCCUGUUCUGAAAUAAAACAUGAGGCUUUUAAGAAUCAUGUGUUCAAUGUAGACAAUGCAAAAUUUGUAGUUAAAUUUGACCUCAGUGCCCUGACUACAAUUGGAAAUGCCAAAAACUCACUAAUAGGGAUCAUUAAGCAGCUUUGAGUCUGGAAAAUUUGUCGAAUGUACCGAGCAAUUAGAAUUGUUACCAG
This is a messenger RNA of Pan troglodytes (chimpanzee), 2102 nucleotides long. Its product is annotated as serine/threonine-protein kinase SMG1-like. The transcript is spliced from 12 exons. The record is from RefSeq and is a predicted model, not a curated record. Bases 404 to 1537 code for a protein of 377 amino acids. NCBI's taxonomy places the organism in Eukaryota, Metazoa, Chordata, Mammalia, Primates, Hominidae.